AUGUCGCAAAGUAUUGGAAAAAAUUGUAAUGAGCUCAAAGAAAAAUACGAUGCUUGUUUCAAUUGGUGGUACUCUGAAAAUUUUCUUAAAGGGAAUCCAAAUCCUGAUUGUAAUGAGCUUUUUCAACAAUAUAAAGAAUGUGUUAAGAAUGCAGUAAAAAAUAAACAGAUAGAUAAGAUAUUAGGGGAGGCUCGUAAAGACGAUCCACUUGCAUCAUUAAUGACAGAAAAUUAA
This is a messenger RNA of Entrophospora sp. SA101, 234 nucleotides long. The record is from the annotation of a GenBank genome assembly. NCBI's taxonomy places the organism in Eukaryota, Fungi, Glomeromycota, Glomeromycetes, Entrophosporales, Entrophosporaceae.